GAAGGAGGCUCGCUGUAGUGGGGGAGGAACGCCAAAGGGAUUGUGGGAGAAAAGGUCUUUCCUUUCCCUCUGGCGGCAGCCAUCAGGUGAGCCGACAUGGGCGCAUACAAGUACAUCCAGGAGCUAUGGAGGAAGAAGCAGUCGGACGUGAUGCGCUUUCUGCUCAGGGUGCGCUGCUGGCAGUACCGCCAGCUCUCGGCGCUGCACCGGGCCCCCCGCCCCACCAGGCCCGACAAGGCGCGCAGGCUGGGCUACAAGGCCAAGCAAGGUUAUGUCAUAUAUCGUAUUCGUGUGCGCCGCGGUGGCCGCAAACGCCCAGUUCCUAAGGGUGCCACCUACGGCAAGCCUGUCCACCAUGGUGUCAACCAGCUCAAGUUUGCUCGAAGCCUUCAGUCUGUUGCCGAGGAGCGAGCUGGACGCCACUGUGGGGCCCUCAGGGUCCUGAAUUCUUACUGGGUUGGUGAAGAUUCUACAUACAAAUUCUUUGAGGUUAUCCUCAUCGAUCCAUUCCAUAAAGCUAUCAGAAGAAACCCUGACACCCAGUGGAUCACCAAACCAGUGCACAAGCACAGGGAGAUGCGGGGGCUGACGUCCGCAGGCAGGAAGAGCCGCGGCCUUGGCAAGGGCCACAAGUUCCACCACACGAUCGGUGGAUCUCGCCGUGCAGCCUGGAGAAGGCGCAAUACUCUCCAGCUCCACCGCUACCGCUAAUAUCAGUGAUGUCUGUAAAAUUCUUACCUAAUAAACAAUUUAGGACAUUCA
Messenger RNA from Hippopotamus amphibius kiboko, 762 nucleotides. RefSeq names its product ribosomal protein L15 (gene RPL15). The record is from RefSeq and is a predicted model, not a curated record. NCBI's taxonomy places the organism in Eukaryota, Metazoa, Chordata, Mammalia, Artiodactyla, Hippopotamidae. The coding region runs from base 97 to 711 and encodes 204 amino acids. Gene Ontology annotation, molecular function: RNA binding; structural constituent of ribosome. Gene Ontology annotation, cellular component: ribosome; cytosolic large ribosomal subunit. The transcript is spliced from 4 exons. Gene Ontology annotation, biological process: cytoplasmic translation.